AUGCUAUUCGUGAUCGUAUUUAAUGAGCAUUCUAAAUCUUUGUAUCCUUAUGGAGAAAAUAACGGCAAUAGUCAAACACAUUGGUGGCGUAACCUGUCAGAUACGGACGUGGGAAUUACAGGGAGUAACAUUGCAUUCUCAAAUGUGGUUCCUGAGACUAUAAUUCUUGGUGAUGAUCUGUCCUGCUAUUCGCCUGACGAAGAGUGUAGUAAUUCUGAAGAGUCUAAAGCAUUAACAAUUAAGCAAUUAAGCAUAGCAUCCACACUUUAUAAGAUCGACCACAAAUUUCCUGACCUCAAGUACAGGUUCAACCUCAAGGCAAGAGGUCCUGAUAGGUUCGUUGCAUGGUGGAGCGAAAAUCAUCCCGGUUGUCAAAUCACUGUUGAUUCAAUCAAAAGGUGGACUUAUCGCGAAGAUGAAGAUCCUUCACGUUAUAAUAUCCAUUGGAAAGAGUACGGAGAUUAG
Molecule: messenger RNA, 465 nt
Organism: Dentiscutata erythropus
Lineage: Eukaryota; Fungi; Glomeromycota; Glomeromycetes; Diversisporales; Gigasporaceae
Source: the annotation of a GenBank genome assembly